This is a messenger RNA of Spodoptera littoralis (African cotton leafworm), 454 nucleotides long. The record is from the annotation of a GenBank genome assembly. NCBI's taxonomy places the organism in Eukaryota, Metazoa, Arthropoda, Insecta, Lepidoptera, Noctuidae.
GGACACUGAUGAUGACCAGAAGAUGGCCAUGCUGCGCAAGGCCUUCCAGAUGUUUGACACCACUAAGUCAGGAUACAUCGAUGUCCUGAAGAUCUCAACCAUCCUCAACACCAUGGGCCAGCUCUUCGAUGACUCUGAACUGCAGGCUCUCAUCGAUGAAAAUGACCCAGAAAACUCCGGCAAGAUUAACUUCGAUGGCUUCUGCAACAUCGCUUCCCACUUCUUGGAGGAGGAAGACGCAGAAGCUAUGCAACAGGAACUGAAGGAAGCCUUCAGGUUGUACGAUCGUGAAGGAAACGGAUACAUCACCACCUCUACUCUGAAGGAGAUCCUGGCUGCCCUUGACGACAAGCUCAGCUCAAGCGAUUUGGACGGCAUCAUCGCUGAAAUUGACACUGACGGAUCCGGAACCGUCGACUUCGAUGAAUUCAUGGAGAUGAUGACUGGGGACUAA